GAGUCCGGACACCUCAUUGAUUCAAGGUCCUAUCCAUUGUGCAACUGGAAACAGUGAAGUUUGGGAAUCACAAAUAUAGAACCGAUGUAGUUUAAGUGAAUGUUUAAUUACACGGAUUUGUUUCUUGGAUUUUUGUAUUGCAUACGAGAUGGUUUGCAUGCUGAAAGAGUUGGCGGUGCAGCUGUUUGAUGUAGGAGCAGUGCGUCUUGGUGACAUCGAAGCAAAAGUCGGACGCAGGACGCCGAUAUACUUCGACCUGAGAGUCGUUGUAUCUCAUCCAAAGAUUAUGAUGGCAAUCGCACGACACUUACAAAUCUUAGCUUCGGAAAUAAACCACGAUAUCCUGUGCGGCGUGCCCUAUGCCGCACUUCCUUUCGCUGCUGUUAUGUCCGUCAAUACAAAUACUCCCAUGAUUAUGAAAAGGAAAGAAACAAAACUUUAUGCAACGAAGAAAAUUCUCGAAGGAGUUUUUGAGCAAAAUCAAAACUGCCUCGUAGUUGAAGAUGUAGUGACAUCUGGCGGCAGCUUGUUAGAAACUGUUCAUACUCUUCGCAAAGAGGGAUUAUCUGUGACCGACGCCGUAAUAGUUCUUGAGAGGGAGCAAGGUGGCGCUAGUGUACUCAAAGCAAAUGGCGUCGACGUGAAAUCAAUAUUUACGAUGUCUGAAUUAGUAAAAAUACUCCGAGAUGCCGGCAGGAUAAGCGAUGAAACAGUUGAAAUUGUAUCUGAUCACAUAAAAGAAUGCCAAUUUGGUAUGAAAGAUAACUUUGAACAUAUUAUACAAUAA
Vanessa atalanta (red admiral) is the source of this 787-nucleotide messenger RNA. RefSeq names its product uridine 5'-monophosphate synthase-like. The record is from RefSeq and is a predicted model, not a curated record. Lineage: Eukaryota; Metazoa; Arthropoda; Insecta; Lepidoptera; Nymphalidae. Gene Ontology annotation, molecular function: orotate phosphoribosyltransferase activity; orotidine-5'-phosphate decarboxylase activity. Gene Ontology annotation, biological process: UMP biosynthetic process; pyrimidine nucleobase biosynthetic process. The coding region runs from base 149 to 787 and encodes 212 amino acids. The transcript is spliced from 3 exons.